AUGUUGUAUCAGCACUGGUAUGACAACAGUAAAUCGUAUUGUUUUCUAGGAGCCCUGUUCGAUGAUCAUGAGAGCCUCAUAGUUAAACUUGUUCUGGAACAUUACGAUAAGUUUACACCACUAGAUAAAAAACCGCGAAUCCUUUCGAAAAAUAUUGAGUCUGACCCGGUUUCCAAUUUUUUUGAGAAGUUAUUACAAUUGAACAAGAAAAAAACUAUUCAUCUUCUUGCUCAACUCACUGCGAUCGUUCGCGAAGAAAUAACUGUAUCCAAGAUACUGGAGGCAGGUGGGCCAAACCCCAAAGUGCAGGGCUUCGCCCUAUUGCUUCAAAAGUACGAUCAGAGCGUCGGGUAA
Messenger RNA from Plasmopara halstedii, 354 nucleotides. RefSeq lists its product as uncharacterized. The transcript has a single exon. Bases 1 to 354 code for a protein of 117 amino acids. The record is from RefSeq and is a predicted model, not a curated record. Lineage: Eukaryota; Oomycota; Peronosporomycetes; Peronosporales; Peronosporaceae.